AUGGCACACAGGUCAGCGCUGUUCGAAGCUUUCGAAACAGACAGUGCAUUCCGCUUGUGGCAUACAGAGAACAACGUUUGCCAAUGCUUAUCCUGCCAGGGUGAAGGAUACAGUUGGUCAGGGUCGCUGACCUUUUUGACUAAUGGCGAGACCAACAACGAAGAACAGCUUUGGGUCAUCACAUCCUUCACCGAGGACGGGAAUGCCUUCAAGAUUGCCAACGUGAAGCACGGACUAUUCUUAUGCGCCCAUAGGCGGCUCGCUGGCCCAAUCUUCUUUUGUCAUCGAGAGAACGGCGAGUCGGAUCAGGCAUGGCUCUGCCUUCCUACUCGCCAGGACCGUUUCGACCUCAACAAUGUAAGUGUCGGCAAAGUAGCCAGUGGCUCUUGGCAUGUGGAGCAUGUCCGGACUUUUGCAGGCUUCAGCCGAAGGCCAGCACCAACAACUCCGGCUGCGGGUUCCGACACCAUGGGCAUUGCUGCUGCAGCCGGGGCAGCGGGAGCAGUGCUGGGGGCUGCAGCCAUGGUAGUGGGCGCUUCGCUCCUGGCCAGCAAUGACGAUGAGCAUCGGACACGUAAUGGCAACGACAGACGCCGUGAUGAUCAGCGCCGACGUGAGCAAGAUGACAACGCCGCCCUCGCAGCUGCGGCUGCUGGGGCAGCGCUUGGAGCCGUUGCAGGACUUUCCAAUGCAGUUUCGUACUUCAGCGGAGCUGCUCCAAGGAGCUCUGCCUCUACGCCGGCAGCCUCAAACACAGGGACAGCGCCGCAGCCUACUCCGGCAAGCUCGGGCACGGGGACAGCGCCGCAUUCUACUCCGGCAAGUGCGAGCACAGGGACCGCAACGCAGUCACCGGGUCGAGUAGUUGAAGAGCGGUACUCAGCUGCGGCGCGUGCAUCACAGACCCCUUCUGAUGGAGGCAAUCUCGGAUACGUGGCUGGUCAGACGGGCACGGCAUCAGCCACACGCUGCAAUGACGAUGCAGAAGGAUGGGAGACCGACAGCACGGCGUGGACGCGGGUUUCCAGCUACGACGAGUCUUCUUCACCGGCAGCUUCGUCGAAGGAAGUCCAAGACAACAUCGAUCAGAAAGGCAUUGAGCAAGCAGUGAAUGCCAUCUCAUCUUCCGCCGAGCCUACGCCUCUGAAGCGGGCGCGCUUGCGAUGUCUCUCAUCGCUCCUUAUCAGUCUUUUGGAAAGCCCGAGUGAUGCCAGCCGGCUCAGAAAGUAUGACCUACUGGUGCAAUCAAAGUUGGACGCCGCUUGCUUCUACACCCUGGAACUGGCCGGAUUCUGCGACCGCGGGGAUGAGUUGGUGUACCAAACGGAAAGUGACGAGAAGCCUGUGCUUGUUGUGCUGGCCAUGCUGGAGUCUGCACUCGACGCUUUGCCCCCAGAGGACGAGGAAGUCACGGACUGGAAAGAAGUCGCAGGCCCGAAUCUUCCUGCUGUCGCCGAAGCAUACAAGCAGCUUACCUCUGGACCGGAUGCAGCGAAGCGGAAGGAGGACCUGUCAAGCAUCUGGGCCAUUGUGGACAGUGUGACGUGGCAUCGCGUGAGGUGGAAAUACAAGCCACUAGACCGGUCGUCGCAGCAGAGUUUGGAAGGUACGCGUGAGAAUCUGCAGUUGCUGCAAUGCGCGGGCUUCGUGCGUGAUGAAGACGGCACGAUGACUUUCACCGGAGCGAGCUCCGAUCAGUUGCGCCAAGUGCAGGAUGUGAUCCUCGAUUUGAUCAAGACUGCUGGCGAAGAGAGCAUCGUAGGAAGCUCGGCAGGUAGCGUUCCACCUCAGACCGCGAGCACGACUACCACAACACAACGACGUCUAUUCAAUGUCCCAGAAAGGCGUUUGCUUUUGCACACCAUCCGCUUCACCCAAAACAGUGUUGCCUCGCACUUUCGUGAUGGCCGGCCUCUACAGGAAACUGUGAACUUGUUGCGGUCUGGGAUGGCUGUCGAUGACCUUCCGGCCAUCCGUGUGGUCGAGUGCAUGAACCACUUUUGGAGUCUGGACAAUCGACGCCUGAGCUGCAUGAAGGAGGCUUUCCCGGAGCGACGCCAUGCAGACAAAACGAUUCCAGUGAAGAUGGAAGCCUUAUCCGAUCCCAAGGUCCGCGAUGAGUUCACGCGGAAGUUUACGACAGGAACAGAAGUAGUAAAACGAAACGGUUCUUCAAAGUCAUCAAAAUGA
Messenger RNA from Symbiodinium sp. CCMP2592, 2190 nucleotides. NCBI's taxonomy places the organism in Eukaryota, Dinophyceae, Suessiales, Symbiodiniaceae. The record is from the annotation of a GenBank genome assembly.